AUCGCGCUGACACCUUCUUCCUCGCGACAAAAAUGGCGGCUCCUUUAACACUCCUGCUGAUAGUGGCUGUUACAAUAAGAGCCGUUUUAUUCCGAUCCAGUUUGGCAGAAUUAAUUUCAGAGAGGGUCGAGGUGGUGUCGCCUUUGAAUGCGUGGAAACGAGUUGUAGAGGGUCUUGCCUUGUUGGAUCUGGGGGUCUCGCCUUACUCAGGAGAUGUGUUUCAUGAAACACCCCUUAUGAUAUACCUCUUUCAUUUUACGGUCGACUAUGCAGAGAUUGUUUUUAUGAUAGCAGAUGGAAUCACAGCGGUGGCUCUUUAUCUCUCAAUUCAGACUUAUAACAAGAAUGUGUUUAGAAAACAGAAAUAUGCCUUGGAAUCGGACCGGUAUCCCGCCGACUGUUUGGAGCUCCUCCGCUCUCCGAAGGAAAUGUUCUACAUCCCCCUCAAGGUUGCCAUGUUUUAUCUGUUAAACCCCUUCACCAUCCUGUCUUGUGUGGCAAAGUCAACUUGUGGGCUGAACAAUGCCAUUAUUGCUCUCUUCAUUUUCUGUACAUUAAAAGGUAGUGCCUUGUUGAGUGGGAUAUUGUUGGCCUUGGCUACAUAUCAGUCCAUCUAUCCUCUGACCUUAUUUGCUCCUGCACUCCUAUUCUUCCUGCAGAGGUUAUAUAUCCCAGUGAACCUGAGGAGGAGUAGUUUCUGGUGCUUCACUCUUCAGUAUGCGUUCAUAUAUGUGGGCAGUCUGGUGGUGAUCACUGGACUCUCUUUCUUCCUCCUGGGCUCCUGGGACUUCAUCCCUUCUGUCUAUGGAUUCAUAUUUUCUGUUCCAGACCUGACUCCAAACAUCGGACUCUUCUGGUACUUCUUUGCAGAGAUGUUUGAGCAUUUCCGUCUCUUCUUCAUCUGCGUCUUCCAGAUCAAUGUCUUUUUUUACACCAUCCCGCUCUCCAUCAAACUCAAGGAGCAUCCAGUGUUCCUCAUCUUCAUGCAGAUUGCCAUCAUCUCCAUCUUUAAGUCGUACCCUACUGUGGGAGAUGUCGCCCUCUACAUGGCAUUUUUGCCAGCCUGGAGUCACCUUUACCGAUUUUUGAGGAACAUCUUUCUGGUGUCGUGCGUGCUGUUGGCAUGCUCCGCUCUCUUUCCUGUGCUCUGGCAUCUGUGGAUAUACGCUGGCAGUGCCAACUCUAAUUUCUACUAUGCCAUCACAUUGCUCUUCAACUUCGGACAGAUCCUCCUGGUAUCAGAUUAUUUCUACGCCUACCUGCGUCGAGAACAUCACCUGACACACGGCCUCUAUCUAAAGAAGAAAGAUGGCACUGAAGCCACUCUAGUGUUAAAGUGACCUUCUUUCGUAGAACUUAGAGAUCUCACCGACUGCCUCACACCCCCAUAUCUUUGCUUUUUUAAUUUUCCAUUCACACUACAUUCUUUUUUUCUCCAGUUUUUUUUCUCUCUCACCUCAAUUUGCCUCUCCUUGCUUUUUUCCCCAUUACUUUCUUUUGCACAUUUGAGCAUUUUACCUCAUGUUUGAAUGUUGACACCACCUCUUGGACCAAAGCUGUUUUGUACGAGACUUUUUGAUAAUGGGGGCCGAAUGAAGGUAUCUGAGUGAUACAGAACUUUACUAUUUCGGCUCCCAUGAGAUGGGUACAAAGUUAUUUUCACUUUUGAUUUGCUUGUCUUUCAUUGUUUCGAAAGAUUUGCUUUCUUUAUUAAACUCCAUUCAAAAAGUUGAGGUUGUUUGGCUGGACUUGUAGUUUGAAGUCGUGGUCAGCAGAGGGCAUAACAUGAAUGUGGAGACUUCAGAGGGCCAAAACUGUAGAAUCCGAUAUGAAGAGGCGGUUAUGUUCAAAUGUUCUCUGAAUGCUUUUCUUGGUUCUUGUUUUUUUAACCUCUUAAUAAUGCAAGAGGAAUUAAGACUUGCUUAAAUACUCAGAUUUGGUACUUUUUGUACAACAAUUUUGUUUGUUUGUUUUAUGUUCUUACAAAAUGAGGGAUUAAACUGCACUGCAAUUUUAUUUAUUUUUAAAUGGGCCCUGGUUCGAAUUGGGUUUAUUGUUCUGUUUUAUGAUUCCUUUGGGAUUAGGAAUUAGCCGCCUGGAUUUACUUUGAUCCGUGCUUUUGAUCUAACACCAGGGCACGUGAACCUAUCGAUUGCACACCUGUAUAACCCCUCCCUCUUGUGGUUAGACCUUCCUUUUAGUUCUUAGAUGGUGGAAUUUUCCAUUGCCUGUAUCGUUUUCAGACAUUUCUAAUAAUCCGCCCUUUGACCAGAAGACGCAAACAUCCGGGUGGCUUUGAUAAUGAGGUCAGCUGUUUCAAAUCUAGUGUGUGGAAGUCAUCUCUAAAGUCAUAAAGAUGUAGAUGCUGAAGGUUUACAAAUAUAUGCUUGCCAUUUUAUUUCCACAUGCACUGACAUACCUUAUCGUACCUUAUGUUGACCUUAAAUGACAUAACGCAAAUGGAUUUCCUAAAACGACUAAAUUAAUUAGUUGUUAAAUGUUUAACUAACAAUGAAAGUAUUUUAUAUCAUGCUGUAUAUUAACCAAGAAACUGUUAGCAGGAAGAUUUUAAAAAAUCAUUCUUAAUUCUUUUUUUUUUUGUCCUGAUAUUGAGUAAAAACAAGCAAAAUUAAGAUAAGACUCGUUUUCACAGAAUACAUUUUCAGUUUGCUUCUCUUCCCACAUUGGCAAUUUUUUUUUUUUUAUGCUUAAAACAAAAACAAACAUCAGUAAUGUAAGAAAGAAAAAAAAUGUUUUAUAUCUUGUACAAUUUUAAAGUAAAUUUAUUUUGUUUUGACACUAAGAUAUUGUUACUGGACAACAAGACAGAAAGACGGAUUCAGACAACUUUUUGGGGAGUAUAAUACACAGCAUUUUGACUGAAACUACUGACUGCAGUUGUUGUACUAGCCAGUACCAUUUUCUUUCUUUCAGUCCUCAUGGGAAUUAUUUAUUGUGUUGUUUUGAAUUCAUUUUUCUACUCCAUUUUACUUUGGAUGAACAACAGACUAAAGUUCAUAAAUGUGCUUUUUGGUACCAAGUUAAAAACAUUUGAAUGGCCAGCGAAAUGUGAACAUGUCUGUGGUUGGCACGAUUAAGGGCUUCUCUCCUGCUCGCAUCGGAGAUGUACACUGAAGUAUUACACAUUACGUGACCUCCAUUUCACAUUACUCAUGGUUCCCCUUUCAGCCUGAAAGGAACGUUUGGGCCAUUUUGGAUGUCACAACACUGAUUUGUAAAUGAUGUGGUGAUUAAAAUGCCAAUAAAGAUAAU
Sinocyclocheilus rhinocerous is the source of this 3273-nucleotide messenger RNA. Its product is annotated as phosphatidylinositol glycan anchor biosynthesis class U protein-like. The coding region runs from base 33 to 1340 and encodes 435 amino acids. The record is from RefSeq and is a predicted model, not a curated record. The transcript is spliced from 12 exons. Gene Ontology annotation, biological process: attachment of GPI anchor to protein. NCBI's taxonomy places the organism in Eukaryota, Metazoa, Chordata, Actinopteri, Cypriniformes, Cyprinidae. Gene Ontology annotation, cellular component: membrane; GPI-anchor transamidase complex.